Messenger RNA from Acanthopagrus latus (yellowfin seabream), 2807 nucleotides. RefSeq lists its product as uncharacterized. The record is from RefSeq and is a predicted model, not a curated record. Gene Ontology annotation, biological process: regulation of apoptotic process. Lineage: Eukaryota; Metazoa; Chordata; Actinopteri; Spariformes; Sparidae. The transcript is spliced from 9 exons. Bases 316 to 1575 code for a protein of 419 amino acids.
AAACAGACAGGCAGCGCUGUGAGACAAACGGAAGUGACCGUGUGUUUGACAGCCUCCUUCUCUUGACAGAUUUUAAAAGCCUACACUAUGGACACGCAUCGCACAUCGUAACAUCAGCAAGUUGGACGCACCUACUUGGAUGGAGGGAAAUGCCCAAAUCCAGUAGACGACAUGAUCAGAGCAUGGCAGAAAAGAAAGACAAUAACCAGGCAGUAUGCUGAAGCAGCUGAGCAAAAAAAAGCAAGGACAGAUGGAACAGAGUGAUGAUGCUCCAGGACUGUCUGUCUCCUCACGUACAGAGCUACAGAGUUGGAGAUGUCUUGUGAGGCAAGACAAAAUAAAGAGGAUGAGGUACAGACAAGAAAUGAUAAUGAGUUAUUAAACCAUCAGACUGAAGGAGAGGAGGAUGAUGAAGAAGAAAACAUGAAUGAAAAGUCUGAAGGGUUGAAGAAAACUAAGCCAAAAAAUUGCUGCGAUCACCAUCUUGGUGAAAUGACAAAGACAGAGAAGAAGGCACAAAGAUGUAAUAAGGACUUGUUCAUUUCUCUGUGGUCUACAUAUUCACCAUGGAAGUCUGUCAGUGAAUAUAUUGUUCCUGCAGAGCUGAAAGGACACAAAGAACACAAAAGAAAUAGCAAUAAAAACACUGAUGAUGAAGAAACCACACAGAUGGGACAUGGUGCAGAGGAUGAGGGACAGAUGAGAGAAGAUAGGAAGGAAGAGAGACUUCAGGCUGGAGGAGAGGAGGGUGAUGAAGAACAUGUAGAGACUGACACAUCAAUUAAUUAUCAUACAACAGUGAGUGAAGUGAAAAGUAGUGAAAAUGAACAGGUACAGGAAAAUGAAGACAGCAACACACAAGAAAACAUUAAGUCUGAGAAGUUAAAUGAAGCUGGAGUAGAAGAUGCUUCUGUUAAUGUUGGAGAACAGCUGAGAGACUCUUGUGAACAACAUCUGGAUAAAGAGACAAAGUCAGAGAAGGAGGAACAAAGAGCGUUUGCAUGCCUGGAGACGAUUUUACAUCAGGUCAGCACAAAGGCCUCUGAGGUUUUCCAAGGACAGAUAAGAGCCACAUCAAAGUGCUCCAAAUGCCACACAAUCACUGAAGAGACAAAAACAAUCUGUAUUCUUCUACCACCAGGGAAAGAUUCCCAUGAUACAACCCACAGUGAGGAAAGCAGCCUUAAAAAGAUUGUCAACACAAAAUCAUUUACUGGCGACAACAACAUGUCCUGUGGCAAGAAGAUGGAAACAACACGUAGCUCUGCUAAGAAAAUGAUCACUGAACACAAGGUGGAACUCAUCAACUGUCUGAUGGCGGAUCAUUCCUUAAUUCUUCAGCAUGCACAUGCCAAACAGGUCAUCACAGACAGACAAUAUCAGAAUAUUAAGUCUCUCACAACACCAGAAAAUACUGUUACUGAGCUGAUUGAUAAUGUGAUUAUUGUCAAUGGUGAGAAAUCCUGCGCUGCUUUUCUUGAAGUUCUCAAACUGCCUGAUGUUCUGAGCACUCAUCCGCAGCUCAAAGAAAUUGUAAAUAAAAUGCUGCGCAGCAAUCGUGGAAGCAGUGCAUAAGAUGAGAUUUGUGAUGUAAAAACACACAGUUGUAGGCUGAAUUUGCAGAGUGAGGAUAUGCUAAAUUGAAAAAGUGAUCUGAUUUAAAUAAGUCUGUUUAUGUCAGUUUGUACCUGCAAGUUUUUUUACUCAAAAUAUCCAGUACCUUUUUUCAAAUUCACCCUUUUCCUUCUAAAAUGCGCGUAGAAGGAUCACAGCAACAGUCUUUUCAUUUGAAGGAUUAUAACAAUAGUUUUGUCUUGUGAAAAUGAAUGUCAGCAAAAAACACUAAUCCUAGUUUAGAUAAAAUUACAGACUGAAGGCCUCAACUUUUAUCUGUCAUUGUGUACCAUGUUGAUACAUUUUGACUGGAUUUUCUCUUGUGUAUAAACUUAGCACAUUAAGGAUGCUGCUGCACAUAAUCUACAAAAUUGAUGAUUUCUUUGGUUUUUUGGGGGGGUUGCCAUGGUAAUGAAAUGUGCAGUUUAAGAUGCAGAUCUCUGUGACCCAGUUCCAAUUAUCCCCAUCAUCACACUAGCAUAUCUGUUGUUGUUUUCAACUGGUCUGCCUGCCCGUCUGUCAGAUGUUGUCAACCUAGUUAUGUCACAACUGUGCAAGAUGCAGUCAGGUAACUUUACUGUUUGUUCAGUCCAAAACAAACAGCCUAGUUUGAAGAUGGGUCUGGUCCAAGUAGAGAGUCUAGAGUAAGAAGUAUGGGGAUGCCCAUCAAGAUGAUAUUUCUGGCCCACAUUUGUGGUCCUGGAGACGCCGAUUAUAGUGGGUACAAAGACAGAACCAGUUUGGAGUACAUUGUUUUAUUUUCUUGUAUAUAUUUUAUGUUACUUUAUAUGCAUAUAUAUACAACAGAUUAGUUAUCGAGUAUAAAAAUGAGGAAUUAGUUCAGUCUUGUUGAGCAGAUUAAUAAAUAAACAUCCCAUUUCAGUACAUUUGAAUGAUAUAAUGGUUGAUGAAUGACUUUUGAAUCAUAUUUGUAUAUGAUUUUACUGAGUCGCUUGGGUACAUUUCUCUAAUCAUCCUCGACAUUUCCAAAACGGCAUUUCUCAAAACAAUUUGUACAAAUAGCAAAACACCAUGGAUUACCUCCUAAAGCCAGUCUCUUGCUCAAAAUCCUUAGUUCAUCCCUCAAAAGUAAAUAUCUGCGUCAAUGAACAUGCCAGUGCCAUCAGAAUGGCAAGUCCUUGUGUCACUGUGUACGGAUAAGACAGUCAAAUUGCUUAAUCGUGUAGUGAAUA